This is a messenger RNA of Pocillopora meandrina, 405 nucleotides long. NCBI's taxonomy places the organism in Eukaryota, Metazoa, Cnidaria, Anthozoa, Scleractinia, Pocilloporidae. The record is from the annotation of a GenBank genome assembly.
AUGGCGAAUACUCCAUUUUACAGAGUUCUUGGCAUAUGGAGUGUUGUUCUUCUUUUUUUAAUCUUCUUAGUCAUUCGACUGGAUAAAGAAACAGACUGGUUCUGGUUCAUCAUCUUCAUACCAUUUCUGAUCUUUGAUUGCUUAGUGAUUUUUUACAUUAUGCUUCGAAUUUGUCGUCACUUAAAAGAUGGCGUAGACCCGAAUCGUUUUACCAUCGCAAGGAAGUUUUGGUUCUUGUUCCUGGUUGCUGCAAAACUUAGUUUUAUUAUUAUACUGUGUUGCAGACUUGAGGAUAUCAUAACUGCAUCGUAUUUCGUGGUGUUUAUUCCUCUAUGGAUAUUCCUAUUGGGCCUCGGUUGUGAUGCUUCUGUGUGGGUUUGGGUUUUAGCGAAUGCCAGAGGAUGA